Dothidotthia symphoricarpi CBS 119687 is the source of this 2070-nucleotide messenger RNA. Its product is annotated as transcriptional adaptor 2. Gene Ontology annotation, cellular component: SAGA-type complex; nucleus. Gene Ontology annotation, molecular function: chromatin binding; transcription coactivator activity; protein binding. Bases 402 to 1934 code for a protein of 510 amino acids. Gene Ontology annotation, biological process: regulation of transcription by RNA polymerase II; chromatin remodeling. Lineage: Eukaryota; Fungi; Ascomycota; Dothideomycetes; Pleosporales; Dothidotthiaceae. The record is from RefSeq and is a predicted model, not a curated record. The transcript has 2 exons.
GCAUUGCUGGCUCCCGCAGAAGCAACGCCAACCUGCCACGCCCCGUGUCCAGCGUUUGAGGCUCAGGGGAGAAUACCUAGGUGCUGUGCUGGGCUGCCGAUGCUGGUGAUGCACGUUGGACGCGACAGCCCACAGUAUCGCUCCUGCCUUGAACGCCUCGGCUGCGCCUUCCGUCCAUCGCGACCUGCACCUCGACCACGACCUUAGAGUCACACACAACCACAGCGUUAGGAGACACUCAACCACAUAGCCUCUCUCGCCUAGAGCGCUGUCCCCCCCUGCUUGACUCAGUUGGGCUCUCGCAUCUGCACGAACCGUUGUUUGCCUGCACAGCCCAAAUUGUUUGCUCCGCGUCGCGUGACGAGCCUCUUUCACCGCCUGCACGCGCAUAGAGGGCCAUCAUGGGUGUCAUCAAGAAGAAGACGGGCACGCGGGGCACCGAGGGCGGCAUCAAGUACAUCUGCGACGUGUGUUCGUCUGACAUCACAUCAACGGUCCGCAUACGCUGCGCCAAUGACACCUGCCACGAGUAUGACCUCUGCGUACCGUGUUUCUCCGACGGCAAGUGCUCGCGAGACCACAACCCUGCUACACAUCCAUUCAAGGUCAUAGAACAGCAUUCUAUCCCCAUAUACACCGAAGACUGGGGCGCGGAUGAAGAGCUUGCCCUGCUAGAGGGCGCAGAGACAUAUGGUCUGGGGUCAUGGGCAGACAUUGCAGACCACAUUGGCGGCUUCAGGGAAAGGGACGAGGUUCGAGACCACUACAUCGACACGUACGUCAACAGCUCCAGGUUUCCUCUGCCGAAGCAUUGUAGUCCGGACGACACCGGCCUGAGCGACCGAAUUCCCCGGGAACAGUUCCAAUCCCGUAAGAAGCAACGGAUUGAGAAGAGGAAGGAAGCUGCCGCAAAGGCAGAGCCCGCAACACCGAAACAGAAGCCCACAGCCAGUGUUCCCUCCUGUCAUGAAGUCCAAGGAUACAUGCCAGGGCGACUGGAGUUCGAGACGGAAUAUUUCAACGAGGCAGAGGAGGCUGUUCAGCACAUGCAGUUUGAUCCUGGCGAUGGCAUCAACCCGCGGACCAAGGAGGUGGAACCGGAAAUGGAACUGAAGAUGACCAUCAUGGAAAUUUACAACUCGCGGUUGGACGCUCGUGUGGAGCGAAAGAAGAUUAUAUUCGAGCAUCAACUCCUUGAAUAUCGGAAGAACCAACUAGCCGACAAGAAGAAGACGAAAGAAGAAAAGGAUCUCCUUAACAAGGCGAAGCCCUUCGCCAGAAUGAUGCAGCAUGAAGACUUCGACACGUUCUGCAAGGGUCUCGAAUACGAGCACAAUCUGCGGCAAGCCAUAUCCCAGUUGCAAGAGUGGAGAAAUAUGCAAAUCACGAAUCUGCGAGCUGGCGAGAAAUACGAAUCAGAGAAGCAGCAGCGCCAGUCGAGGGCUCCUCCACUUGGUCAGUUCGAUCGUCUAGCCUCUAGUCGGAUUGGCAAACCUAUUCCACCAUUCGAGCAACCGUCGGCAGCAACGGCUCUGCUGAGCUCUGACCUACCUCUGCACAUCAAGGAAAAGAGUGGUCUCACCACACCACCGCCAGAUGGUGCACCCAACGGCACAAACGGCGUCCCAACACCACAACACUCGAAGACAAAGUUUGUUCCCAAGCAAUUACCCAACACUGUACCACUGAAGUUUGGGAAGGAAUCAGCGGCCGAUCUCCAGUUGCUAACGAAAGAAGAGCGCGAGCUGUGCAGCGUGCUCCGCAUCAUGCCAAAGCCCUACCUGGCCCUUAAAGAGAUGGUAGUUCGUGCGGCGCUUAACAACAGCGGUAGUCUGAAGAAGAAGACUGCGAGAGAAAUCUGCAAGAUUGACGCAAACAAGUCGACGCAGCUGUUUGAUUUUUUCGUGCAUAGCGGGUGGAUUGCACGGGCGUAGAAGCCUUAAAAAGGGGUGUUGGACUGGCGUUUCAGGUUCGUGUGGAUACCCGGAUUGGGAGCGGCUUUGGGUGGUGUUGUACGCUCGUAGACUCUGUCUUUAAAGCGGGGUUGCUGAAUUUAGCCUCUUGACGUAC